This is a messenger RNA of Alternaria metachromatica, 780 nucleotides long. RefSeq lists its product as uncharacterized. Bases 1 to 780 code for a protein of 259 amino acids. NCBI's taxonomy places the organism in Eukaryota, Fungi, Ascomycota, Dothideomycetes, Pleosporales, Pleosporaceae. The record is from RefSeq and is a predicted model, not a curated record. The transcript is spliced from 2 exons.
AUGCGCCUCUUGGAACGCCCAUUGAACGGGGACUUCAAGCUAGUCUCUUUCAACGAUGGAAACCCUCCCCCGUAUGCCAUCCUAUCACACACCUGGAUCGAGGAUCAAGAGGUUACAUACAAGGAGCUACAGGAAGGCACCGGCCAGGAAAAGAGUGGCUACGACAAGAUCCGUUUCUGUGGUGGACGGGCAGCAUCGGAUGGCCUCCAAUACUUCUGGAUCGAUACCUGCUGCAUUGACAAGUCUGAUAGUGUUGAGCUCAGUACAGCCAUCAACUCUAUGUUCCGUUGGUACCAGCGUGCAUCCAAGUGUUACGUAUACCUAACAGAUGUUGUUGUACCAGACGAGGUUGCCGACGCUGAGGCCUUCCCAAUAACCUGGGCGGAAGCUUUUCGAUGCAGCCGAUGGUUUACCCGGGGCUGGACGUUGCAAGAGCUGCUGGCGCCGCCGUGCGUUGAGUUCUUUUCCAAGAACGGAAAGCGAUUAGGUAGCAAGAUAUCGUUGGAGCAGGAAAUCUAUAAGAUUACUAAUAUUGCACCUGAAGCCCUACGAGGCCGAAGUCUAACUGAGUUCAGCAUUAUGGAGCGUAUAAGCUGGGCAGCCGCACGCACAACAACAUUGAAGGAAGAUAAAGUAUACUGUUUGCUUGGCAUUUUUGGCGUAUUCUUGCCGCUUAUAUACGGAGAAGGGGAGGGAUAUGCGACUCUACGGUUAAAAGAAGAAAUAGCAAAGCGGCUGAGAGGUCAGGGAACGGGAAAACGCCUUGAUCUGUUCGUAUAG